Coffea arabica (coffee) is the source of this 2025-nucleotide messenger RNA. Its product is annotated as serine carboxypeptidase-like 31. The record is from RefSeq and is a predicted model, not a curated record. Lineage: Eukaryota; Viridiplantae; Streptophyta; Magnoliopsida; Gentianales; Rubiaceae. Gene Ontology annotation, cellular component: vacuole. Gene Ontology annotation, biological process: proteolysis. Gene Ontology annotation, molecular function: serine-type carboxypeptidase activity.
AUGGGGUUUCUUCUGGGAUUAGAGAUUUAUUUAGAGGUGAGUUGCGGCGGAAAUUUCUUACUUUUGCCGAGCAGGGCUGGGGAUUUUUCCGCCUUUGUCGGUUGUGGGGCUGGGGGCCUUCUCAGCACUUACAAUUUUGUAUUGGACUAUGGCUUUGGAGUUUGGACCAUGAGGUGUAGGAUGGUAGUUGGUAGAUAUCUUAUGCCAAAGCUGUGGGUUGGUCUUAUUGGCCCUCUGAAUUUCCCAGUUACAUUCGUCUCUCCAGUCUCCACAAAGGAAAAUCCAGAACUUGAAAAAGAACAAACAAAGAUACAAUUUAAUUUAUUGGAUUGGAGUGCCUCCGAGAACAGUGUGAACAAUGAAUCACAUGUCUGUUCAGUCAGGGAAGAUGAAAAAUGCAAUUUUGAGAAAGAUUUCUGUGCUGCUGAAUUGAUGCCAAAAGAAAUUACUUGGUACGCCUUGUCAGCAUCUUUAGAUGCAAAUUCACUUGUACUUAUGUUGCAGGAUAUGUAUGCAUCCUGUCAAUACAUGUAUCAAGACAUGCUGAUAAUGGUUUUCUUCUAUUUGAUUCUUGUUAACUUGCUGGUCUUGAAUGCUAGGCAUUGGUCCAUUGAUAAAAAACCUAACUUACGGGAAACAGAAGAUCUAGUUGCUAAUUUGCCGGGUCAACCUAUGGUGAACUUUCGGCACUAUGCCGGAUAUGUCACCGUGAAUGAACAAAACGGAAGAGCACUUUUCUACUGGUUUUAUGAAGCCUCUGCUCUCCCUGAUGAGAAACCUUUAGUCCUCUGGCUUAAUGGAGGUCCUGGAUGUUCUUCUGUUGGAUAUGGAGCAACACAAGAGAUUGGACCUUUCCUUGUGGACACAGAUGGACAUGCCUUAAAAUUUAAUCCUUAUUCAUGGAACACAGAAGCAAACUUGUUGUUCCUGGAAUCUCCUGUUGGUGUUGGCUUUUCAUACUCAAAUACAAGUACCGAUUAUGAUAACAUAGGAGAUGACUUUACAGCACAAGAUGCUUAUAUUUUCCUGCACAAGUGGUUCCUCAAGUUCCCAUCAUAUAGAAAGCGAACCUUCUAUAUAGCUGGGGAGAGUUAUGCAGGCAAAUACGUACCUGAGCUGGCCGAACUUAUCCAUGACGAGAAUAAAAAUUCUUCACUUUUCAUUGAUCUUGGUGGCAUACUGCUAGGUAAUCCUGAAACAUGUGAUGCUGAAGACUGGAAAGGUCUUGUGGAUUAUGCUUGGAGCCAUGCUGUGAUUUCAGAUGAAACCCACAAAAUUAUCAAGGAAUCUUGUGAUUUUUAUAGCAAUGACACAUGGAGCAAUGAAGCUUGUAGUCAGGCCGUGGAUGAAGUUCUUAAACAGUACAAGGAGAUAGAUAUCUAUAGUCUAUAUACAUCAAUCUGUAUUGGCAAUUCAACAAAUUCCGAAGACAAAUCAAUGCAAGUCAUGUUCAGGAGCACUUCUAAAUUGAUGCCAAGGAUCAUAGGCGGCUAUGAUCCAUGCCUUGACGACUAUGCAAGAUACUAUUACAACAGAGCUGAGGUGCAGAAAGCCCUCCAUGUUAGUGACGGUCAGCGCCUUAGAGGCUGGAGCAUUUGCAACAUGACUAUCUUUAAUAGCUGGUCAGAUUCAAAGGAAUCUAUGCUCCCUAUAUACAAGAAACUCAUUGCUUCAGGACUUAGAAUUUGGGUGUAUAGUGGAGACACUGAUGGAAGAGUUCCCGUCUUGUCCACAAGAUACAGCUUAAGUUCCAUCGGUCUUCGCAUUACACGAGCGUGGAGGCCCUGGUACCAUCAGAAACAGGUUGGUGGCUGGCUUCAGGAGUACGAGGGGGUUACUUUUGCUACAUUUAGAGGAGCCGGUCAUGCUGUGCCCAUUUUCAAACCAAGCGAAUCACUUGCAUUCUUCUCAGCAUUUCUAUCUGGGGAGUAUCCACCUCUCCAACGUUAGAUCAAACAUAAUUGUCCUAUUUUUAGUGUACUUUUCCAAGAAUUUUUUGCUCUUCUACUACUGUUAUUCACGGCA